Molecule: messenger RNA, 1066 nt
Organism: Brassica rapa (field mustard)
Lineage: Eukaryota; Viridiplantae; Streptophyta; Magnoliopsida; Brassicales; Brassicaceae
Product: coiled-coil domain-containing protein 25
Source: RefSeq, a predicted model, not a curated record
AAGUGUUUCUUUUUUUCUUGCGGUUUUAUAUUAUCUCGAGUGGUUACGAUUCUUUCAUUCUCGAAUCUUGUAGGGGGAGAUAAGGAAGUGAGAGAAGGGGAAACCCAAACCCUAUUUUCGAUCUCUAGUCGUGUCUCAAUCGAAGCGAUGGUGUUCUACUUCAAGGCACGACCAGAUGCUGGGGACUACACCAUCUUCAUGGGGCUCGAUAAGUUCGAGAACGAGGAGCUCAUCAAGUACGGCUUCCCCGAAGACGUCUGGUUUCACGUUGAUAAGAUGUCGUCAGCUCACGUUUACUUGAGGCUUCAUAAAGGCCAAGGCUUUGAUGACAUUAGUGAAGGUGUGCUCGAGGACUGUGCUCAGCUUGUCAAAGCUAAUUCCAUUCAAGGCAACAAGGUGAACAACGUCGAUGUUGUGUACACUCCGUGGUCCAACUUGAAGAAGACUGCCUCCAUGGAUGUUGGUCAAGUUGGCUUCCACAAUUCAAAGAUGGUCCGGACUAUCAGAGUGGAGAAGCGAGUUAAUGACAUAGUUAACAGAUUGAACAAAACAAAAGUUGAAAGAACCCCUGAUCUGAGAGCUGAGAGGGAAGCAGUGAAUGCUGCUGAAAGAGCUGAGAGGAAAGAACACCUGAGGGAGAAGAAGAAACGUGAAGAUAUAGAGAGGCUGGAGAAGGAGAAGCAAGCAGACAUGAGGAGUUACAAGGGAUUAAUGGUAACUGACAAAAUGACAUCCAACAAAGACAUUGCUUCAAGCAACAAGUCUCUUCAAGAGCUCGAAGAUGAUUUCAUGUAAAAGAGCCCUGAAGAAAUGAGAGAAAACAAGUCGGUAACGUUCUGCUGGUGCUGUCCUUCAAAGAAGGUUUAUCAAGUUCUUCUAUUAGCCUUAAGAGUUAUAAUGAUGAUGAAUUGCCCUUUUGUUUCAAAAAGUCUUCAGAGGAUUGAAUCUGAGUUGUGAGAAAAACAGAGAGCAUUAUGAUAUAUAUAACGCAGGUGAGCCAGUGAGCUGGUGCGACCAUGGUUUACUCUACCUAACCUUGCUGUGUUUGUUGAAAAUCAUUUUACCA